This is a messenger RNA of Glycine soja, 969 nucleotides long. RefSeq lists its product as uncharacterized. The transcript has 5 exons. The record is from RefSeq and is a predicted model, not a curated record. The coding region runs from base 1 to 969 and encodes 322 amino acids. Lineage: Eukaryota; Viridiplantae; Streptophyta; Magnoliopsida; Fabales; Fabaceae.
AUGACCAAUGCAUUGAAAGAGGCUAUUAAAAAAGAGUUGUCAAAUAAAGGAUCCCAAGAGGCACUCCAAAUUCAGCCGGACAUACAACAACUAGGUGCGCGUGUCAGCACACAGGGAAGUAAUGCUGUUACCAAUGCACAGGCUUCACAAGAACAUGAUGCUGAUGCCAUACCAUUGAUGGGACUGUUUGUGCAGCGUAACGAUGGUACACAAAGGUUGGUGGCCAUGGGGAAAAUAAUGGAGGGGGAUUCAAUCAUACACACAGUGGCAUAUGCAGAUGAUGUUGUCAGGGUAAGUGUAGAAACAGUUAUUGAUCCUGAGGCUGAGGUCCCCUAUGCCACCUCAGAAAUACAAUAUGUGAAGCAGGCCGUCAAUACAUUUGUAGCUUGGCCCACACACCUUGUGAAAGCUGUAUUAGAUGAGCAUCCACAACGUAUUCCACACAACGAGGAUGCACAUGUGCCGAAGCCGGCUAAUGUGAACGCAGAUGAUCCGUUGCGUGAAUUGAUGAAGUACAGUUUCGAUCUUUACGACAAGCCACUUCAAAUCAGCUUUGAUGGGAGAUUUCUUGGAAUUGUAGAUGCAUCUACAUCGAUAUUCAUCACAUAUUCAGAUGUUAUUGAAAUAAUAGCAGGAGACAAAAGUCUGAACAUAUCUGUCAUACAAUUAUGGUUAAUGUAUAUUCAUGAGUGGAGUCAGAUAUUCAGUCAAGGUUUCAUGUAUGCAUUCCUUGAGCCACAGUCGUUGGUUUGUUCAAAGGAUAGACGCAGCGAAUGCGAACAAUAUCUUGAAAGAUGGCUUAAGGAAUCUGACCGAGAGGUGUACAUUGGACCUUACUUCCAUCAGGAACAUUGGCAACUCAUAAUUUUGUGUCCUAGGCAACAUGUUGUUGUUUGGUUCUGUUCUUUGCGUAGGAAACCUGAUAUGCAUAUCAAAGCUACAAUUAAUAGGUUAUCUCAUACCAUAUAA